Schistocerca gregaria is the source of this 579-nucleotide messenger RNA. RefSeq names its product lipase 3-like. Bases 1 to 579 code for a protein of 192 amino acids. The record is from RefSeq and is a predicted model, not a curated record. The transcript has 4 exons. Lineage: Eukaryota; Metazoa; Arthropoda; Insecta; Orthoptera; Acrididae.
AUGGAAGCUGUUCGAUCAGACCCGCAGCGGUCUGUUACAUUGAUGGUACCGGGACGCGGUGAUGCUGAAGAGGAAUCACAACCAGUUGGCUCUCCAGACGCAGAUGCUGUGGCUAUGGACACGAAUAUAUCACUGCCUGCAGAGAUGUGCUGGCACGAACAUGGCAUUUAUGACAUGCCGGCACAAAUAGACCAUGUCUUAAACACGACCGGGCACCAGCAGAUCUAUUACGUUGGACAUUCCAUGGGGACUACCAUGUUCUACGUCGGAAUGUCAAUGAAGCCUGAGUACAACGAAAAGAUUCGUGCCAUGUUCAGCUUGGCGCCAAUUGCUUACAUGAACCAUAUGAUCAGCCCACUGUUCCAACUUUUGGCACCUUUUACAACGUCCGCUCAGGUGCUUAUGGAUCUAAUUGGAGCUAGUAAGUUUACUCCUAGCCAAGAGAUGAUCAGGCUUAUUCAACCAAAGAUUUGCAAAGAAAAAGCAAUUACAGAACCAAUGUGUACCAAUGUAGUAUUUCUCAUCUGUGGUUUUGAUAAGGAGCAGAUAGUUAAGAUCAUAUUUCAAGCUUCUUCCUAA